GCAUGUGUGAAUAAGUGCAUGCGUGCACGGUAGUAUCAUAGUCGUCUAGCCUUGCUUGCUCUGUCGCCUGCUCGCUUACCACUCCUCAACUUUCCCACCACCGUACCGCUCUCGUUAGCCAGCCACCAUCACCAGGGCCCCCCCCCCAUUUCAGCUCUCUCCUCCCCCCACAACUCUAGUCCUCAUCACCACAACAGCAACCACAACUACCACUAGAGAGGCCUCAUCUUGUACAUACAGUAGAUUAUCGCCCCUACUCGUCAUCCAUCUUCUGCCGCUCCCUUCUUUGGCCCUCUGUCUUGAUCGCCCCAACCCACAAAUACCCGCACGAGCCUCGUUCAUCAACCGCCCACCCGUCUUUGGCUUCCCUACGCACUCCCGUUAGGGGCCAGUUGUCCAUUCAUCCAUCUUCAUCAUGUUUUCAGAAUAUGCUUCCCGCUUUCUGGCUCAAUCACAGACCCGUGUUAGUGCCAUACGCGAGGGAAGACUAAAUGGGCCCCCAAACCCGGCUCCAUUAUUUCACUCCGCCACAGAUUACCUACCCGACGACCCGGAACACGAACAGGAGGUCCAGGAUUUCUAUGCCCUGAAGAGCAGUCGGCGGCAUUUCGGGGGUUACAAUCUUCCGACCAAUGUCGCCGUAGGGGAAGAGGAUGAGGAUGAAGGAGAGUAUUCCGAGGAUAGCACACAAGAGCUACGGCGUAGUAAAGGGAAGGGGAAGGACAGGCUUUUAGGAGCGGGAUCUGGGGGUAUUCGUAGUUCAUGGAGGGCCUCUAGGUCUGCUGGUUCUUCGUUGGUUGGGUCAACAUCGCAAACAAGUUCGGUGCUGAGUGGUGGAACGGAAAAGGGGAAGGGGAAGGGGAAGGAUAAGAUGGUUGAUAUCGGGUUGGAUGAUAGCCUACGGUUAGGGAUGAUGCCUGAGAAUAUCGAUCCCGAGGAUAUGGUACGAUCGUUGGAAGACUACAGGGCGUUUGAGGGUCAUAGUCUGUUAGCGGACGAGGAUGAUGAUCAGGGUCCGCCGGAUGAUAUUGCCAUAGAAAUGCCUCCGGAUGAUGAUCCUCCGGCCUUCCAGCAAUUUCGGAGGACCCCGCCACAGGUCUCCAAUAAUUUACCCUUUGCAGCGUCAGCUAAGGCGGAUAGUUUUAUGCCAAGGCUAUCGUCACCUCAUCAACGGGGGCCUCAUAUGAGCACGAUACCGCAGCAAGUUGCCCAUCCCCCAUUAGAACCACCCUCACAUGACCACCUAUGGGGUACCCUUUACAUGGUGCUGAUGGCCUGUAUGUUUACUACAUCGUUUGUUGUAUGGCUUCACACAGAGGAAGCAAAGCUACCCCUUGACACGAUUUACCGGACAUUACAUUCGGCCAUACAUCUUCUCACUGUGGAUACCUUUCUUGCCAUCGCUGUGUCAUUAGUCUGGAUGUAUCUUCUCCGAUCAUUCGUAAAACCGCUGAUAUAUUUGAUAUUGGUAUCGGUGCCUGUGGUCCUGGCGGCAUUGAGUUUAUACCCACUCAUUAUGUCGUAUAAGGGGAAAAUGGGCGGUAACGGGCCGCAAGACAAGGCUAUGCGAUGGGGAAGCAUUUUCCCUGCAUCGAUGGCUGGAUUCUGGGUCUACUUUGCUUAUAAGGGGAGGAAUGCACUGGGAAGGGCUAUCGGGAUUAUCCAAUUAGCGUGCAAAAUUCUUGGGGAAAACCCAGCGUUGGUCUUGUUGAGCUUUGGAACCCUUGUGGGCGUUUGUGUUUUCACUUGGAUCUGGGUCGGAAUGUUCACUAGGGUUUUCUGGAUUGGAAAUACGCUAAUGAAUGGAAAACCUAUGUGGACCUUGGAUGCCAAGAGUACUACGCUAGGAGUUUACUACAUCUUGAUGUACCUGUGGACUCUGGGAGUGACUUCUGGGAUUCAGAGGGCGACAUCCGCCGCAACCGUCUCCCAAUGGUACUUCCACAGACACGCAAUCCCAACCACUUCCUCAAAAGCCAUAAUGUCCGCAGCCCUCCACCAUUCGACUACCACCCUCUUUGGAACGAUCUGCUUCUCAACGCUAGUUGCCCUACUAGUCCGCCUACCCUUAAUGGUUGCCCCCCGCCGUAUUGCGGGCAUUCUGCACAUGCUUUGCUUCAACUUCAUCGCCUCCCCCGUUGCAGCCCUAACAACCCCUUUAACCCUAACCUACGGUGCCAUCCACUCCCAGCCACUGAUCCAAUCAUCACGGGCCGUGGCAAACAUGCGCUUCGUGGACACCGCGGGUUACGGCGCUGGUGGCAAACAUCCCCGCACGGCAUAUAAACUCAGCAAGAUGCUCCUGACCGCAACUCGCGGCGUGACGGCACUGAGUUUGGGAACCGGAGCGUGGGUCGCAGCGAGGGAUGGUAAUGGCGGGAGCGGAUAUGGGUAUAUUGUCGGCAUGAUUGCUGGCGCGAUUGGAUGGGGGGUGCUCGGCGCGACGGAGGGGUGUUUGAGUAAUAUUGUGGAUGCGUGCCUGGUAUGCGUUGGGUCGGAGGGACCGAAUGCGGGGCAUUGUAGGGAGGCGCAAGUGGUUUUCGGGGGGUAGUAGUGCGCCUUUCUUUGGAGGGAGGGGGAAGAUGAUGUUAUGGUGAUGUACUAUCAUAGACUACGAAUUACCAUGAUUAACUUCU
Molecule: messenger RNA, 2636 nt
Organism: Tuber melanosporum (Perigord truffle)
Lineage: Eukaryota; Fungi; Ascomycota; Pezizomycetes; Pezizales; Tuberaceae
Exons: 5
Coding region: 872-2551 (559 amino acids)
Biological process (GO): transmembrane transport
Cellular component (GO): plasma membrane
Molecular function (GO): transmembrane transporter activity
Source: RefSeq, a predicted model, not a curated record